UGAUUUGAAUGAAUAUAAAAUGGAUGAUGCGACAAAAGUUUUAUUGACAGAAGAUUGUAAAUAUUUGAUGUCGUUUGAUAUACUUGGAUAUCCUCAAAGUGCGAGCUAUAAUAAAAAAGACAUUUAUAAUUCAUUCAUGAUUCUCCUAAUUAUCAAAGCCCGAAAAUAAAUGAGAAAUUAAUUGUUGGCAACUGUUACUCAUUAAUAUUGAAUAGAAAACAAGCCAAAUGCGAUACAAGUAUUAUUGUAUUAUUAAUAAUAUCCAACGAUUAUUGUUAGAAAUAACCUCAAAUUUAUUACUUCAUUUAUAAAAACGUUUUUUUUUAUGAUUUAUAACACAUAAUGUGACUUUAUUUGUAUUGAAUAAUAAAUCUUACUGUGAUUCUAUUACUCAUAAUCCUAUGGACAAGCAUGUACAGAUCUACAUUUCUAAUGUGUGGAAUACUCUGUUGUAUUUAUCAAACAAUAGAUAAAAACAAAAUUUUUGAAAUAAACAAGUGGACUACAUUGAAAGAACAAACAGCUAAACGUGGACCAGACAUUUUAUCGACAUGUCAAAUAACCACUGAUCAUUGGAGUGGCGAAUUCGUUGCUAGCGUUCUAUGGAUGCAAGGUUCAUGUCCAACUCUUCAACCAUGCGUAGACGAAGAAGGAAAUAUUCUCUUAUGGAAUGGAGAUAUUUUCACUGGAAUCCUAGCAAGUAAUGACGAUUGUGAUACUCUAACACUAUCAACAAAAUUAAAAUCACAAAACAAUGUUUAUCAAACUCUAUCUCAUAUCGAAGGACCAUAUAGUUUUAUUUAUUUCCAAAAAAAAACCAAUACAUUAUAUUUCGGAAGAGAUUCCAUUGGUCGACAUAGUCUCUUAAUAAAUAUUCACGUAGAAGAUGAAUCUCCGUUUCUCACAUUAUGUUCUAUAGCUCACAAAAAUAUUGAAAACAUCAUAGAACUUCCAGCCAUUGGAAUUUUUUCUAUGGAUCUCAAUGCUUCUACAUUCAAUUUAUCAUGCUCUCCAUGGCAUGAUACAGAUGAUCAUUUUUAUUCUGUAAUUAAAAAUUUAAACCUGCCUAUAAAUAUUAGAAUCAACCAAUCAAUAUUACCAAUAACGAUAGAAAAUUCUUCAUCACAACUGAUGAAUCAAGAAUCAUUAAACUUCAUAGAUAUUGUCAAUUCAAUGGACUACAAAGGUAAAGAAAUGUUGGAACAUUUGUUAAAAGAUGUAAGAGUUGAUAAAAAAGUCUCACAAUUAUGGAGAUUAUUAAAUUCAUCAGUACAUUAUCGUGUAAAUAAAAAACCAAGAUUUUGUCAAAGCUGUGUCAAAUUAGUGAUCAAUCCUAAUCCAAUUUCUAAUGAUGAAUGUAACUGUGAUCAUUCUAAAAUUGGUAUAUUAUUUUCUGGAGGCUUGGAUUCAACAAUUCUAGCUGCUAUUACUAGUACAAUAAUACCUGAGGAUGAAAGUAUUGAUUUAAUAAACGUAGCUUUUGAAUUAACAGCAAAUAAAAAUCGAUCAUCAUCAUCAGCAUUUGAUGUUCCUGAUAGAAAGACUGGAUAUCAAGCUCUAGAAGAACUAAAAGAAAUCUUUCCACAAAGGAAAUGGAAUUUUAUUGAAGUCAAUAUCACUAGAGAAGAAUUACAAGAAUAUUGUAGUAAACACAUUUGCCAUUUAAUUUAUCCUCUUAGAACAAUUUUAGAUGAAAGUUUAGGCUGUGCUUUGUGGUUUGCUAGCCGUGGAUCAGGUGUUUCAUCAUCAACCAAUCAACUUUAUCAGUCACCUUGCAGAGUUUUACUUUUGGGAAUGGGAGCAGAUGAACUUUUUGGCGGGUAUACUCGUCAUAGAACCAUUUUACGCCGUUCAGGAUGGGAUGCUUUGACCAAAGAACUCAAUCAAGAAUUAUUAAGAAUACCUGAGAGAAACUUGGGAAGAGAUGAUAGGAUUAUUUCUGAUCAUGGACGUCAAGCUCGAUUUCCAUUCCUUGAUGACAAUUUGGUUAAAUAUGUUCGAAGCUUAAAAUCAUGGGAACGAUGCUGUCCAAUUGAUAAAAUGCCUUCUGGUAUUGGUGAUAAACUACUCCUCCGAUUAUUAGCCUAUAAGAUAGGCUUAAAAGAAACAGCUACUUUCCCUAAAAGAGCUUUUCAAUUUGGAUCAAGAAUUGCUAACAGCAAAGAAAAUGCUAAAGACUUGUCUCAGUGGUUAAAAUAAACCAAUAAUACCUGACUAUUCUUUUUUUUUGUACAUUAUAUUUUAAUAAUUAUGUAAUAAGAAUCUGAUAUUACUAUUUUUUAGAUCAGUCUAUUGUUUAUUUAUAUGCUGAAAAUUAUUUGACUCAAGUUAACGUUGAUUAUUCAGCAAAAGGCACAAUUUUAUAAUCAUCUUACUUCGUUGUUUUUCGUCAAGAUAUGUUAUCAGAAUAUAUUAAAUACUCAAACAUCAAGAUUAUACCUCAUUACUUUCAUACUUGAAGAGUUUUAAG
Molecule: messenger RNA, 2470 nt
Organism: Chelonus insularis
Lineage: Eukaryota; Metazoa; Arthropoda; Insecta; Hymenoptera; Braconidae
Product: asparagine synthetase domain-containing protein CG17486
Exons: 4
Coding region: 412-2199 (595 amino acids)
Molecular function (GO): asparagine synthase (glutamine-hydrolyzing) activity
Source: RefSeq, a predicted model, not a curated record